AUGUCCAUGAAGGCAGUUGUUUUUCGUGGUCCAUUUGAGAUUGCUGUCGAAGACCGCCCCAGACCGAAGAUAAUCGACCCUACAGAUGCGAUCGUCCGUGUACGAUAUGCCGGAAUAUGUGGCAGUGAGCUCCAUAUGUAUCGAGGACACCAAAAAACAGGAACCGGACAUAUCAUGGGCCAUGAAUUUGUCGGAGUAAUCGAGGAAGUUGGCAGUGAAGUGUCAUUGUUCUCUGUAGGAGAAGAAGUGGUGUCUAUCUUCUCUGCUGUCUGUAUGAAAUGCUGGUUCUGUCGCCGAGGUCUGACCAACCGAUGUGUCAAAGGUACCGCAUUUGGCACGCAGCUCCUGGAUGGAGGACAGGCCGAAUACGCACGAGUACCAUUUGCAGAUGGCACCUUGCAACCCGUUCCCUUCGACCUGGACCACCGUCUUCUGAUCAUGAUGUGUGACAUAUUCCCUACUGGAUACUACGCGGCCUCGCAAGCAAUCCAGAGUCUCAAAACACAGUUUGAGUCAAGGCUCACCAGUUCCACAUCUCCACCGACUGGGAUCCAGAUGACCAACAGCUUUGCCUCAUCAUCCCACUCUAUUCCGGGGCCUGACUUAGCGGUAAAAGAGUCUGUUGUUGUGUGCCUUGGUUGCGGACCAGUAGGCAUUUGUGCCAUAGCUACGGCUCGAUCGAAAGGCGUGGGGACCAUUUUCGCCAUUGAUGGGGUCGUAGAUCGCUUGAAGAAAGCCGAGAAUUUCGGCGCGAUCCCGCUGAUUCUGGGGCAAGACGAUGUCAAAGCACGCGUGCUAGCAGCGACAGAAAACAGAGGCGCAGACGCCGUUAUUGAACUCGUCGGCAACACAUCUGCCUUGCAAUCGGCCUUUGAACUCCUGCGACCAUGCGGCGUACUUUCCUCUAUUGGCUUUCACCAGGGCAAUUUGCCAUUCACGGGACUGGAUUGCUAUCUCAAGAAUAUCAAUGCCCAUUUUGGUCGAGUCCCAGUCAGGACUGUGUUUCAUGACGCAUUGCAGUGUCUGAGAGAAAAUAAGGAACAGAUGAAAGACUAUAUCACGCAUGAACUGCCUCUCAGUGAGGCCGCAGUUGGUUACCAUCUAUUUGAACAGCGAAAGGCGCGAAAGGUAAUCCUGCAGGUGUCAGAGUAG
Aspergillus sclerotioniger CBS 115572 is the source of this 1152-nucleotide messenger RNA. RefSeq names its product alcohol dehydrogenase family protein. Gene Ontology annotation, molecular function: zinc ion binding; oxidoreductase activity. Bases 1 to 1152 code for a protein of 383 amino acids. NCBI's taxonomy places the organism in Eukaryota, Fungi, Ascomycota, Eurotiomycetes, Eurotiales, Aspergillaceae. The record is from RefSeq and is a predicted model, not a curated record. The transcript is spliced from 5 exons.